AUGGGCGCCGGCCAGUCCAAGGCAGACGAGUCUACGAAGCACGUCUUCGCCAGCGAUACACCUAUACAAUUUUCUCAAGAACUCAUAGACUCAUUACAAGCAUCCUCAGAAACAAACUCCACACGCGCCAAAUCACUUGAGCUACACAUCGCGCAACGAGUUGCGGCAGAACUCGAAAAGCUGAAAUCUCAAGAAUCGGAAGCCUUUGAAAGUAUUCGAAAGAAGAUCGCCUCGGGCGAAGACGACGAAUCCUCAAAAUCUCAGACUGGUUCUUCCCUCCUCUCGGUAUCCCCCAGCGAAAUAUUAUCUCUCGAAAGCUCCGAGGAGAAAGCGCGGAAAUCACAAACGACGCAGAAGGUACAGCAAGAGAUUGAGAAAUUGCGGCAGACGCUAGGGCAGCGGAAGGUCGUCAAGGAGCUGCCUAAGGAGGUCGAGACUGCGUGA
Exophiala bonariae is the source of this 444-nucleotide messenger RNA. RefSeq lists its product as uncharacterized. The transcript is spliced from 3 exons. Lineage: Eukaryota; Fungi; Ascomycota; Eurotiomycetes; Chaetothyriales; Herpotrichiellaceae. The coding region runs from base 1 to 444 and encodes 147 amino acids. The record is from RefSeq and is a predicted model, not a curated record.